Messenger RNA from Penicillium cataractarum, 507 nucleotides. Its product is annotated as DUF1993 domain-containing protein. The transcript has a single exon. NCBI's taxonomy places the organism in Eukaryota, Fungi, Ascomycota, Eurotiomycetes, Eurotiales, Aspergillaceae. The record is from RefSeq and is a predicted model, not a curated record. Bases 1 to 507 code for a protein of 168 amino acids.
AUGGUGUAUACGCUUUAUGAGGGUUUUAUUCUCCAGACAAAGCGGGCUUUGAAUACACUUUCGCAUAUUCUCCACAAAGCCGAGGAGCAGCCCAACGCUUCUAUUCUUCCGUCUUGUCGACUACACAAUGAUAUGAAAUCACUCAGCUAUCAAGUGUUCGCGGCAACCACGCAAACAUCGCUAGCUUUGGCCAAGCUAACAGCCGAGUCAUUCCCAACCGACGACACGAGCAACGAUGUUGUCUACACAUAUGCAGAAAUGUACGCUCGCAUCGACAAGGUACUUCAGGCCCUCGACGCGGUUGACAAAGACUUAAUCCUCGAACACUGCGAGGUUGUCAAUCCCGCGCCCCUAGGAGCGGACAUGCAACCCCUGUCUGGGACUACAUACGCUUGCAUUAUGCAGGCUAACAUCUUCUUUCAUGUAUCUACUGCCUAUGGCAUCUUGCGCAAGGAAGGCGUGCCUCUAGGCAAGGUGGAUUACAUUUUACCCUUUGUAACUUCCUGA